GCAGCAUGACGGAGCAGAUGAUUUCACUUUCUGUUUCAGAGAAACGUGAUUGAACUUUGCGUUGACAUUUCAAGACAAUUUUUCCCCACAACAGCUGUCGAUGGAAAACACAGAACCAACCCGAACCUGUGACACAUGCCACAAGGAGGUGGCAGAGGUCAACUUCCCUCUGCAUGAGAGCCACUGCAAACGAUUUUUGUGUGUCUGUCCUGACUGUGAUGAAACUGUCCCCAAAGACCAGCUGAGCCAACACAGAGAGGAGCAGCACACCAUGGUGAAAUGCUCCAAGUGUAACAAGAAGACUGAACGGUGUCACCUCAAGGAUCAUGAGGCGGAUGAGUGUCCGGAGCGUCUGCAGAAGUGUACGUUCUGUGAACUGGAGGUGCCGUGGAAGCAGCUGGAGGAGCACACUGUGGUCUGUGGGAGUCGCACGGAGCUCUGCAAGGACUGCAGUCGCUACAUUAAACUGAGUGACCAGUCAGAGCACAGUUCAACCUGCUCAGCUGCCGAAGGAGAGGACUUGACUCAAACCCUCAGCAGUGCACUAGAUAAAAAGAACAGAGUGAGCUGUAGAAACUGUGGGAGAUCAUUUCUGGAAAAAGAGAUAGACCAUCAUGAGCUGAGGUGUUAUCAAGAAUCAAAGCUGCUCUAUGAAGAGAUUGACACCAAAGAAGAAACGUGGGCGGAUAAAGAUGACUUAUUCAAGCAGCAGAGUCAGGACCAGCUGAGAAAUGCUUUUAAAGCCACUUCCCAGUCACAUGCAGGCAGAUGGGGUUUGGAGGUCAGUGGAGACCAGGACCAGAUCAGCACUUGCCCACAUUGUCAUCUGGCCCUGCCAUUCCCAACACUGAUAUGGCAUGAGGCAAAAUGCAGAGUCCAUGUUGUCUUGAAAGACAGAGAGGGCUAAGGACAGAGAGAAGUCCUUUGAAUGGAUCUUCUGAGAGUAAUGAUCAACACAAAGACCAUCCAUUGACUCAGCUGCCAUCUUAGAAUGUCUGUUUACAUUUUUUUUGUUUUGUCAUUUUUAAUUUUAGCUGAAUCAUCUCUUAAAAGUGGGGUAUUGUGUAUUUUUAAGUCCUAUGAGAGUCAAUGCUGUUGUGUCCAAAUUUUGAAUAGUACGUCUGUACUGGGAUGACGGGUGUGAAAUUCAGUGCUCUGCUAUGUCAGUACUGGUGACCUUAUUGCUUUGGUUUAGUUAUUGGUAAUGAUCUGAAGUUUCAUUUUAUAAUGCUAUUUAUUCCCAUUCAAAUCCCCCUAGUGACUAAAUAGUAAUUAGUUGAAUUAUUCACAAAGAAGGCAAUGCUAUCAGCUUUAGGAUCUCCAACCAUGCCUUUCCUCAGCUAAGCUUUAUCUUCAUCACUGCUGACAGAGUUCCGCAUGGCAUAGCACGAGAUCAAGUAAUGUUAUCUUGUCAUUGCCACAACAUUCGAGUAAUACUUGUGUCAGUUUUGUGGCACGCUUAUGAUGUACAUAUUAAUUAGAGCAUAUGCUCAUGCAUUUAAAUCUUUUGACAUUACUAAAAAAAUCUUUCUAGCAGUCUGGAAAACCUGGAAAUCACAUUUUGUAAUGUAUUUGUAUUAGUGUCAUAGAGACAUUAGCUUCCCUCUUGUUUAAACUCCUGACAUUCAAAGGAAAGUGUGAAUUCAUCCUGACAGAAAAACACUAUUUGGUUUGAAAGUGUGAAUCGGAAGGGAAAUUAUGUUUGUAACAUUUGUAAAAACAUUUUUAAAAUUAAAAUCUAAAAUUUGGG
Molecule: messenger RNA, 1750 nt
Organism: Gambusia affinis (western mosquitofish)
Lineage: Eukaryota; Metazoa; Chordata; Actinopteri; Cyprinodontiformes; Poeciliidae
Gene: xaf1
Product: XIAP associated factor 1
Exons: 7
Coding region: 101-907 (268 amino acids)
Molecular function (GO): zinc ion binding
Source: RefSeq, a predicted model, not a curated record